UAAAAAACCUCAUAUCAGUCCAAACGUUUUUGAAAUAAUUCUCAAGUAGAGAAGAUAUUUUUGGAGUUUUGAUCACAUCAGCUGAAUUUCUUCUCGAAAAAUUAUUUAAUUAUGUUCAAGAUCAUAUAAUUAAAAAACAGACGAUUUGGAUAAAACAAAAUUUCGCUUAUGUUUUUUAUACAACUUUUAAACUUGAAAAUUGCGAAAAAUUGCAGGAUUAUUGUAUGGAAUGUAUGAGUGAAGAUCCACAAUUAUUUACUUCAAAAAAUUUUCCAUCACUUGAAGAAGAUAUUCUUUAUAACUUACUUAAACGAGACGACUUGCAGAUCGAAGAAAUUGUUGCUUGGGAUUUUUUAAUUAAUUGGGGUAUUGAACAAAUUUCUGGUUUGGGAAGCGAUAGAACAGAUUGGAGUGAAGAUGAUUACGAAGCAUUAAAGGGAACUAUAAGUCAAUUUAUUCCUCUUAUUCGGUUUAUGGAUAUUUCUCCCGCAGAUUUUUACGAUAAAGUUCGUCCUUAUAAACCUGCUAUUCCUCUUCAUAUUUAUGAAGAAUUUAAAGAAUUCUAUUAUAAAAAAACUUUGUCAAAAACCGAAAUCUUACCGCCACGAAUUGGAAAACUAAAAAUCGAAUCAAAUCUUAUAAAUUCAAAACUAGCUAAUAUAAUUGCUAGUUGGAUCGAUAAAAAAGAUUUAAACAAUAUAUCAUCCAGUGACAAGUACAAUUUUGAUCUUCUUUAUCGUGGUAGCGAGGAUGGAAUUAAUUCAAAGUCAUUUCGUGUUAAAUGUAAUUACCGAGGUUCUUGCUUAGUAUUAGUUAAAAAAAAAAAAUCAACAGAAAUUUACGGAGGGUAUAAUCCAAUUGGAUUUACAAAUUCUAAUAGAAAAUACCCUGCAAGUGAUAGUUUUAUAUUUUCUUUCGAAAAUGGUGAAGAUAUUCAAAAUAUGAAAAUAAGUCGUGUGAAUAGUAAAUGUAUUAAUUAUGCGAUAUGCGAGCAACAUAACAACGGAUUUAAUUUUGGCAAUACAUUUUAUUUUACGGGAGGUCAUGUAUUCUUUGGUAAUUCCGAUAUUUACGAUAAUAUAGGAAAUGUCUCAGAAUUAAAUAUGAAUCCUAUACCAGAGGAAAUUGAAGUUUUUAAAGUAACGUGUGUAAAAAAAAAAUAAUUUUUUUUUAUUAUAGAAAUGUUG
Molecule: messenger RNA, 1187 nt
Organism: Rhizophagus irregularis DAOM 181602=DAOM 197198
Lineage: Eukaryota; Fungi; Glomeromycota; Glomeromycetes; Glomerales; Glomeraceae
Source: RefSeq, a predicted model, not a curated record